Molecule: messenger RNA, 5214 nt
Organism: Megachile rotundata (alfalfa leafcutting bee)
Lineage: Eukaryota; Metazoa; Arthropoda; Insecta; Hymenoptera; Megachilidae
Biological process (GO): hemocyte migration
Cellular component (GO): membrane
Molecular function (GO): growth factor activity
Source: RefSeq, a predicted model, not a curated record
GGGGGCGGAAGGGGCGGAGAGGGAGACGAAUAUCGCCUGCACGCAUGCGCACUGCGUUCCGCGAUCUCUCAGGCCGGCGGCCGGAGAGGCUGGCCUCAGUCGGCCGCGACAUUCGGUCCGCGAUACGAUUCGGAGUAAUCUCUGUCUACUGGACCCGACCACGAUCAGUGUGGUGCCGGUUAGUGGCGAACGCAUGCGCAACUUUCGAUCGUCCGAUCGAACGAACUAUCGCUUAAAUUUCCCGCGAUCGAUCAGGAACGCGUACGCGAGUCGAUACGUCGUCGGUGAAUUCGGACUGCGACUGAAUCGCAAGAUCGCGAUCGGUGUUUCGAAAGAGUACCCCGCUGGCAAACGCGCUCGGAUCCGCUUCGCUUUUCGUCGCGAGAGCAGAUUCCGUGCACGAUGGACGUGAAAGCGGACGCGGAGAUCGACGGUGCGAAGAGUCGCGAGACGUGAACGGAAUCGUUGCACGAGUGGAAGGAUUACCGUUGUCGGCCGAUUUUUUCCGGAAUCGAGUGAACUGGAACGUAGCCAAAAGCAUAUCUGUCCGUGGCCGCGCGAAGUUACACGAUCCGCGUCGAUACUCUAGCUGGCUGCGGUAGCGAUCACCACGUGGAUCAACGGUGAACACCGUCACCGUUACGCUCGUUUCCCGAAGAAGACUAACAACCGCCUUCUGGCGAUCGAUCUUGCCAACCGGAGAGCUCCGUUCGUUCUUAAACCGAUCAUUAAUGUCUCGAUCGCGGUCGUCGGUGUGCAGAGCUGCGCGUCGAUCGCGAUGCAUCCUUGAACGGACGGGAUUCUGAGGGAAAAGAACGAUCGAGGUCGAGUGGCUGGCUAGGAUAAUGUAAGGUGUAUGAGAAGCGAGGUUUCUCGAACACGAAAUGACGCUCGACAGGAGGUUGCUGUUGUCGUUGAUCCUUCUGAUGGCUUACGGCCUGUUCGUGGUCGAAGCUAGACAUCGUCCGCGCGAGGACCUCGCGAGCGAAGCCAGGCACAGACACAGGCACAGGCACGAGUCCUCGAACGGCAGGAGAAAUCGACAUGACCUGGUCGACGGACGAGCCUCUUGGUCGCAGGAGCUCGAAUACGAGGAUGACUCGCUGGGAGAGGACGAGGAGGAUGAUUACGAGGCUGGCCCCUAUUACGAGAGAUCCUAUCCUAGGACGUCGAGGAUAAUCGGACCGCACGGCCGGAUGCUCGAAUCGCGUUUCACGGCCAAGUAUCGGCGAGGCGGUGGUUAUCGCGGAACGGCCGGCUGGCACGACGAGGACGAGGAGAGGCGUAGAGCUUCUCCUCGACACCCGAGCAGAGGUUACAGACCAAGGUCCGAUAGGACCCACCGCAGACUCGGCUAUUCGAGAAGUCGCGAAGACGAGUACGAGGAGUACGAGGACGAGUUCGAUUACGAGAAAGGUUCUCGCGGUUACGAGAACAACGGUCAUCGAGCUUGGUGGAAAAACGGAAGGAAAUACAGGAUCUCGUCCAGGCACGACUGGCGUCCCGACGCUCGAAAGAGACACCGCGCCGAUCUCGACGGAUCCAGGAGGUUCGACAACAAUUGGAGACGAUCCAAUUCCACCGACUACAGGUAUUUCGUCAGAACGGACCGGAGGAAAGUGGACAGUCCCGAAGAUUACGAUUACCGCGUGGACGGUUACGAAGACACGGACAAGGAGGACGAAGAGGACGAGACCUGGAGGGAGGAAGACGAGGAUCAGAACGAGGACGACGAAGAGUUCGACAACGAUUUCUACAAGAGCGACAAGAAUCCUCCUCUGAAAACUUACGACGACAUCAUCAGACGGUUGACGUCCAACGAUCCGACCACGGUCAGAACCACCGUGAGGAGAGACUACAGGAACAUCGAGCCGGAGAAACACGCGAAACGAGACGCCUCUGAAAAUUUCAAGUACGAACCGAAGAACCUCAGCAGAUCGCAGCUUCACGAUCGCGAGCUUAAAUUCGCGAGUUCCUCGUACGUCGGCUCCGAUCGUCGCUCGAUAAAGAAGGUUGUCGAAAAUCCGUCGAGUAAAUUGCUGAACUCGCUAGCCGAUCAUAAAUUAACGAAGAACGUUAGCAACGUCGUCGAUCGGCAAGAGAAGAAAAUCGUUUCGAAAAUGGACGACGGUCAGGCGAGGACCAAGAGUCUCGAGCAGGAUUACGACGAGUAUGUGAAUGCGCCGGAUAACGAGAAAGAGGAGGAUCUCAUCAAAGUUGGAGCGGAAGAGGACUCGGCUAUGCAGGCGGACGUCACUAAUACGGAUUACGCGGAAGACGAAGACGAAGACGAAACUCCGGCUACGACCACUUCGUCGACGACGACCACCACGACCACUACGACCACGACAACUACUACAACCACGCCCAAACCCGUAGUAGCUCAGAAUUACGACUACAGAGAAUCGAAAGGUUACGAGGGCGGAACCGGGGCUCAGUACAACGGGUAUCAAUCGAAAAACGACUAUCCACCGAUGUCGGCUCACAGCGCACACAAGUGGCAGACUCUGGGCACUCGAGAGAGCGUCAAAGAAACCAGAAGCAACAUGCAGCAGUACAACAAGAACGGGAAGACGGCUGAAAUCAGGGAGGCUCUUCAACACGCGAUCAAGGUGUCGCGAGAGGGUAGCUGUCAAUGGCCAAGACCGAGGGUGAUUCCAGUCCGCGACGUUUAUCCGAGUCCGUCGACCACCUACAUUCCACACUGCGCCAUUUUGCACAGGUGCUCCGACGACACCGGAUGCUGCAGAUCGGAAGCGCUCACCUGCGUGCCGAAACACUCGCACCGCGUCGAACUCUCCUUUUACACGACGAACGUAGGCGGCAGCAGCGUGGUGGAAAAGCUGUCCUUCUACAACCACACGGAAUGCGAGUGCAGAGAGAAGACCGAAUACGACACGACGUACGAGAAACCCUCGGAGCAGAGAGUGUACAGACAUUAUACGUCCUCUCCGCAACCUCAGAACAUGAGAAGAGCGCAUCCGAGAAAACCGUGCCGAUGUCCGUCGGAAUUCACGCCCAGGAUCACGUCCGACGGCGAGUGCCAGUGCAAUUGCUACGAGACUCAUCAAAAUUGCAUCAAGAUCAGGAGGGGAAAAGGAUUCUUUUCGCUAGCAGAUAGAUUAUGCAUACAGCACGACGAAUGCGCGUUGCCCAGCUGCGAGUUUGGCGAGUAUAUGCGACAACAGGGUAAAUGUCCUCGGAAAAAGGAUAAAUUCGACAAAAUCGCCAAUUACCAUAGGACUUCGAACCACUGGUACAGGAGUUAGGACGCGAAGAAGACGACGGUAUGACAAGUGCCAAAAGAGGAGCAACAAAGAGAACGAAGAACGAGGUCCAGAGUGGAGAAUAAUCGACGGUGCCAUUUUCUUUCCGAGUGCCUUUUAUCACAGACUCGAUUGCACGUAUACGUAACUCUCGACGAAGUUACGUAUAAAUAUGUCCCUGCGAUCUUAACGCUAUAUUCUAAUGCCCCUCCUGUUUUUUAUACUAUCGUUAUCGACGAGGAUCGUUCGACGAGAAACCGGUGAUAAAUCACGAGUAGCGAUAGGAAUGCUUUAGUUAUUAAAGUUUAGUGAAAUAUUUUCUUGUCGAAUGCCUCGAAUUUCUUUACGCGAAGGAUGGAACGCGUAAAUUGUAUCAUUACGAAUGUACGUGGUUCGAAAUUCAUGCUGUGCAGUAUUUAAAUCGUACUUUGCUCGAUUUUCAAGCCAUCUUAAACUUCAGAAUACUCUCCGAACUACGAGACAUUCGUUUCACCCCAUUUUCCUUUGGAAUCGACGAUACGAAGUCGCGCGGGUGGUUUCAAUUAACGCGAUUCAUCCUGUAUGUUCUCGUAGAAUGAUCGAAAACAUCAUCGAGCAUUCUCGGGCGAAGAUCGACGUUGCACGCUAGAUAGUUUAAUCGCGUUCGAAACUCGUCGUGCGUAAGAACGAAACGAGCGAGAAAAUUCGCGAGCGUUUAUAAUUUUUCCCCGAUGAAUAUCUGGGAGUCGUAGAUCUGAGCGAUGGCAGUUUUACGCGGCAAGAGACGUCUCGAUUACUCGUAACGUAACGAAGAAGAGCGAAACAAAGAUCGGACCAUGAGCCUAGUCUAAGAUCCUGCCUGUGUAUUCUGCGCGAGACGAAGACGCGAUCGACAUCGAGUGUCCUAUACCAAAGCGAGAGAAUUGCAAAGACGAGAAACGGUCGCGCAGAAUUAAUAAUGUAGAUCCCUUAAUUGUACUCGUAUUUUUUUACGUUUGCGUUCAAGUCCAUGGAGAAGGUUUCUAUUGGAGAGAAUGAACAAACCCUUAAUCGAACGACGGAGUAAGACAAUCGUCUUAAUCGCCACACGCUCAAACGUGUAAUCGGAGGACCAUCUAAGUACCGACCCGUUUAAGAUCCAUUCUUACUUGGCACCAAGUGGAUGGGUCAUAAAUGGAUCGUGAACAUAAUCGAGAGCGUAUUGUGCAGACCGUGAUUGUACAGAUCUGUCCAUCUAUCGAUUUCGUAGUGUUACAAAUUUCUACUAAUAUUAGCGAGAUUUAAAUGUAUUUUGUUCUCAAUGGACCAACCGCAGGAUCAUCGCCCACCUGUACAGACUACUAACGAACCUCCGAAGAAAUAAUUCAAGUAUACGAGAAAAAGAAACAGAAAGAAACGACUGGCAGAACGCGAAGUUCGAGCCGCGGCUAUUUCGCACCCCUUAAACGUGUUUUGUACGCUUUUAUAUACUUUAUCGUAGUAUACACGUACGUAGUAGUCGAUUUGAUCGCGAAACCGAUAGCUGAUUCAGCAUUUAUAAGCCGAUGAACACGUGUACGAUUCGCGUAUAGAUCGAUUUGCACUUUCGCUCUUCUGAAAUUUUGGUUACGAUAUAUUUCGAGCUUCGAGCAUGGUAGAAGCGCAAUUUUCAAAGUGUCAAUUGCUUUUUACACGACUUCUCGUGCUGCUAAAGAUCCGAUUUUUCAAGUUCGAUCUAUACUCGAAAGUACGCGGUAAAUCGAGGACGUUCGACCUACUUUUGGUGCCGAAUACUUUACUGUUAAUAUUAUACAGGACGCCACUCGACAUUCAGCUUGCUGUUGUACUCGCUACCGAUUCUAAGCAAUAGGUAUAUAUAUAUAUACAUACAUAUAUAUAUAUAUAGACAUAGACAGCAAAUCAAACAGUAAUGUUGUAUAAAGAAAUUCAUUAUUAUCGUUUCAAUAAAAUCGCAACUUACGUUUAAGUA